Molecule: messenger RNA, 1290 nt
Organism: Notodromas monacha
Lineage: Eukaryota; Metazoa; Arthropoda; Ostracoda; Podocopida; Cyprididae
Source: the annotation of a GenBank genome assembly
AAGGAUAUUUAAUUCGAGGCGAGGCUGUGAAAAGAAUGUUUCCAGGAAGUGUCUGCUGGUCAAUUCUAUUGAUGAUGAGCUUGUUGUCAAUCUAUUCGAUCAACGGCUCUUCAGCUAACAGAAGCACUAAGCGGAAUCAGCACAGGCAGAACACAUUCGCAAAAAGAUCGGACGGGAAUAAUGAAACAGCAUCUGGACUAUCUGGAAAUUACAAGUUGGUGAAAGAUUGGCCAUCGCUGUCAGACGAGGUCACCUUGGGUCAAGUGACGUCUGUUGCUAUGAGAAGUGACGGUAUUUUGGCAAUGCUUCAUAGAGCUGGCAGAGAUUGGGUUCCAGCGUCCUUUGAUCGUCAAAACAGAUUCCGAAAGGUUGAAGAAGGACCCAUUGCUGGAAACACUGUUGUAUAUAUUGACCCCGAAACAGGGAAACAACUUGGACAAUGGGGAAAAGAACUAUUCUACUUGCCUCAUGGACUGACGAUUGAUCACGAGGACAAUUUAUGGGUAACAGACGCUGGGGCACAUCAAGCGCUGAAAUUCACAGAAGCGGGUUCCCCACUCAUGGCACUUGGCACUCGAUUGGAACCCGGGGAAGACAACAACCAUUUUUGCAAGCCAACUUCCGUAGCUGUUGAAAGAAGAACCCGACACAUCUUCGUUGCUGACGGGUACUGCAACAGCAGGGUUAUGAAAUUUUCUCCCGACGGCCGACUUCUUUUUCAGUUGGGUAAAUCGGGUCCAGCACACAUGAGAUUUUUAGCUGCGUGGAUUCGACGCCCGAAAGGAACUGAAUUCAAUGUCGUACAUUCCUUGGCUUUGGAUCAAGAAAGAGGAGUUCUUUUUAUUGCUGAUCGGGAAAAUGGCAGAAUUCAGGCGCUGAUGACUGAAGAUAUGUCAAUCGUUGGAUCAAUGACUUCAGCGCGAUUUGAUGGACGGGUUUUUGCAGUAGGAUUUUCUCCUGCUUUCGGAGGAUUGAUCAUCGGAAUGAAUGGACAGAAAGCCGGUGGAGGCAUUGUUCAAGGUUUCGUGCUAAACCCGAAAUCCCGUCAAGAAAAAACCAUGAUUGUAUCAACUUUCGGAGCCCAACGGCUGAAAGAACCGCAUGAUGUGAAAAUUAGCGAUGAUGGGAAAACCAUUUACGUCGCAGAAACGCGUCCUCAUCGUAUUUCAAAAUAUGUUCUCACUUGAGCUUGACUUUCAGCUUUAUUGUUUAAAAAAAAAACAACCCAACUGCUGUGCGUUCACGAUGACAAAAAAGAAAAGAAAAAUACACCUGCUGGGCUCUAACUCA